AUGCCGGCUCGACCAAGACGGUCUCAGACAGGCUUAGGCCUCUUGCUGGCUGUUACAGCUUUUCUGCUCAGCGGAGACUCGGCAGUGUCAUCUUGCGUUGGCUUUAGCGUGGCCCGCCCAACUCAACCCCUCCGCACUCGGCACGGUCGAAGGAGCUGCGCAGCUCCGGCACAGGUGAUCAAGGCGGAAGGAAACGGUUUCGGCAGUGCCAUCCGUGGCUUCCUCAGGCGUGCUCUGGCCCUACUGAGCAUGCUGACAUGGUGGGGGAGGUCCACAUCCAAGGUGCUCAAGGCUGCCCCUGUUGAACCCGACAUUGAGUCCAACGACUGGGAGCCUGAGAUCUCUGCACCCGUUGCAAUGCGAGUUCAAGGCCAAGGGCCGGCCAUGGCCUCCAAGGUCACAGACAACGUGGAACCUAUCGACACAGUUGCGACAGUUGCGAGCGAGGUAAGCCAGGUGAGCACAAAGCUUGCCGACCCCGUGGUGCCAGGUAUGUCCAAAGCAAACUUGGUAGUGAAUGUGGAGACAGUUCCGGGCAAAGCACAGACUCCGCAUGCAGAUGCCAAGAUGCAGCAAUCGAACCAAGAAGUGCUCCAAGACCUCUGCGGUGACGGCUGGAGCUGCACACCAAUUGACAUUGAGAAAGAUCUGUUCGAGAUCACGCUGCCACCGGUGAGAUACCAGCUUCCAAUGGGUGUGGUUUCGAUUCCUCCGCCGUUGUUCCAUGCUCAGGCGCGCACCUCGCACGAGGAGUCAGAUGGCUACAGCGAAAGGUUAGUGGCAGACAUCGUGCUGCAAAAUGGUGACAAGAUACUUUGUGUGGAGCUGGGGUUUCCCUUCUCUAGCAAGUUCACCAUCUCAGCAGCUGGCUGGGCGCGCUGUCGUGUGGGGCGUGAGCCUGGUUCGGUUAUUUGCAAGGCUGAGGUGGAGAUGGGCCUGCAGGUGCCCAAGGUCCCCGGACUAACCUCGAUCUUGCAGUUCUUCGUCAAGUCCUAUGCCAACAAAUCUGCAGCUUUCUUGCAUUUGCUGCAGUGGCAUGCCCUUCAUUGCGAUCACUCUUGUACUGGUACGGGUGGUCGAAAUCUUUCACAGUUUGAGGAUCAUGCUAGAGAUGAAGGGAGACGAAGCUGGUCCGACCUUCUUUUGUUGUUGGGCGGUGAAGAUGCCACCAGCGGCGGCAGGCACAGCAAAAAAGGAGCAAUCCUGACACUAGAUCUGGAAGGAAUGCUCCGCCUGCUAAGGAGCAGAUCCAUCCUGUGCGCGGCAUACCAGUUGGAGUUCUCGCGGGCUACAAAACAGGCCCAAGAGGCCAGGGGCUUGUCGGAGUCCAUGGCUGCGGAGUCGGAGCAACCUGGGCCAAGGAGGGAAGAAGACACGGCAGCCGAGUGCAUUCGCCUUCAAAACAUUCUGGACAGGAUGAAGAAGCUGAUACGUGAAGAGAGGGCGCUGUGGAAUGAAGAACGGUCACACUUGCUGGAUGAGUUGUCAGCUGCGCGACGCGCCUUGUCGGCCUCUGAGUCUGCACGCGAAGCGGCGGAGUUGGCUUUAGAGGGUCAGCUAAAGUCCACGUCCCUUGCCUCGCCUCUCAGAGGAGCCUUGGGCCUGAAGCUCCCGAGAUCGAUCUGCUUAAGGCUGUUUCAAGAUCAGGCAGACGACGCAGCGCUGGCAAACGAGUUGGACUUCUCCUUCGAGGAGCGAGCCGACUUGCUUGCAGACCUUUUGGAGGAUGACAGCUCGGUCUUUCCGCUGCUGGAAUGCCCGCCAGAGGUCCUCUCCUCCGUGCUGCUUCUGUCAGAGGCGGUGACAACCGUUCGAAUGAGACCAUUGUGCAGACUGAUGCGAGCGGCAGUAGACUCCAAUGAAGGCCUUUGGAGUCUACUGACCUUGCGGGACUUUGCAGACUUGGGUGGCACAACUAAGCACUACCGGGGCCUGCGCACCCUCGCCGAAUGGGACGAGUCCAACGCGAUGAGGCGACUGGAAUGGGAUCCAUUGAUGAUCUGUGCACCACCAGCAUUACGAUACAGUUUACUUGCGGCCAUGCAGGUGAGACGUCAACUUUGGACUCAGCAUGGGCCUUCCUUAGGCGCCGGCUGGGAAUGGUUCAGCGCCAAGGUUUGCCGCCGCAUGGCAGUUCCCACCUUCCUGCGCUGGGCCUCGCUGCAGCAUGACCAGCAGGCCCUGCAAUCAUUGCUAAGACCUCUAGGCCUGUCAACUUCAGAUGUGGUAUCCAGCAGCGAUGCCUUUCCGAGCCAGAAGCGAAAGAGAGCAACCGACGCCAAAACUGACCUUGAAGACCAGCCGGCGAAGCGAACAGGAAUGCGCUUCCGAUGUGGGCGCUCUGAUGCCGUUGAUCUUAGCGAAGAAGCCGUCAACGACAUCUACGAGACGGUCCAGCGAUGGCAUAGCAAGGAGCAUCGAGAGAUGAUGCGAGCCCAUUUUCAGGGUUCAGAAACUUCCAAGAAAGGAACGUCUCUGCCUCGGGCUGGCAGUGGGGUCUUCAGUGUGACGCCCACUCUUGAUGCCCACGAAGCAACUGUGCUCGCGUUGAACGAGUCUCAAGCGCAGCCAGAGCCGGAAGCAAAGAAGCCCCAAGCAGAAGAACGCGGAGCUGCAUCGCGCCAUAUUGAAGAGGCACAACUGAGAUUAGCCGUGGAGCUGUCUAAGAAGGAAGCUGAGCAGCCGGAGAAGAAGGACAUUAAGAAGACGAAAGAGACGGAGCCCGAUCCCUGCCCCGAGUCCACGGUGACCAUGCCAGCUCAGCAAGGCAAGGAGAGCUGCAAGGAGUUUGAGGGCCUUCCUUUGCGCGGAGAAGGUGACGUUCCCGCUGCACAAGUCUUCGUCAAGCCGCACUGCCUGGCGGCCCGGGUCGAGGCCUUGCCCGAUGCUUUGGAAAGAUCCAUUGAGAGUAUUGUCCACAAGAUGGUCACGCCUGAUUCCUGGGCACUGCUCUAUGAGUCCAUCACAGAGGAGCUCUGCUUGAGGGCCCGAUGUGCUGCGCAUGCUCUUUGCGCCUCACAUGCAGGGGCGAUGGACCAGUUAGAAGAUGUGGCAGCCGAUACAGCCAAGCUGCAGGGCUCGUGUGGCAUAUCGCUGGAUCAGGAGCGGCUUUGUUUGCCAAUCUGGCGGCGCAGUUCAGUAAUGUCCGGCCUUUCCUGCCUGACUGAGAGCCCAAGCUUGGCUGCUGAUGGGCUGCGACUGAACCGGGCGCGUCACGACUUCCUGAAGCACGCCAUGCUGGAGUGGUGCGAGCUGGAGGAUCUGACAUUGUUCCUGGAUGCCCAGCUUGGACCUCUUGAGAUGGCUAUUGACAACUUUCGGGGAAGCCAGGAGGUGAACACAGCGCACACGCCCCACGUGAGGGACAUCGGGCGGCUGAUGUUCCGGAAUCACUGCUUGCUGGACUCUCGCGUCUUCAGGCCUUUGUGCUUGGCAGCAUACGCGCUGGUCCAUGAGAUCCAUGGUGCAGCUGGGAAGACAAAACCUGGAGCCAUAGACCCUGAUGGCGUGGAUGCUCUUAUCGACCUUCUAGAGCAUUUCCAUGGCAUGUUGGCGGGGUGCGAUGUUGCAGAUGACCACCUUUCAUCAUCCAAGAACACAAAGGAGUCUUAUGAACAGAAUUUGGUGUCACCGAUCUCUGCUGCAAUGGAGCGCUUUGGCGACAAG
Molecule: messenger RNA, 3666 nt
Organism: Symbiodinium natans
Lineage: Eukaryota; Dinophyceae; Suessiales; Symbiodiniaceae
Source: the annotation of a GenBank genome assembly